AUGGUGUCCUACGCCAUCCCGGGUAUUUUGCCCAAUGACCCGCUGGAUGUGCGCGCCCACGAGGAAAAAUUCCUGCCACCCUCGCCAGGUGCGUUUUUGGGUAGCGACCACCUGGGUCGUGAUGAAUUUAGCCGGAUCAUCGUCGGUUCUCAAAUUUCCAUCUACGUCGGAUUGCUCAGUGUGGGCAUCGGUGUGACUUUGGGAACACUAAUCGGCAUCAUCAGCGCCUAUGCCGGCGGCAUUAUCGACCUGGCGAUCCAACGGAUAGUUGACGCGAUGAUGGCAUUCCCGCCCAUCAUCCUGGCGCUGGGACUGGUUGCCGCCGUGGGCGGCUCGGCCAAUAACAUAAUCAUCGCGCUGGUGGUGAUUCUGUUACCAGGCACCAUACGGGUCAUCCGCGCCCAGGUGCUGAGCAUCAAGGAGCUGGACUACACCUUGGCGGCCACCGCGAUAGGCGCGGGCUCGUCACGAAUCAUGCUGAAGCACAUUUUGCCCAACGUGAUUGCCAGCUACAUAGUGCUGGGCACAAUCACGCUGGGGUUUGCCAUCAUCAUCGAAGCGUCCCUGUCCUUCCUCGGGGUCGGUGUGCCACCAGACAUUCCAACCUGGGGUACGAUGCUGACGCAAGGAGCUGGCGACAUCCGCAUCGCGUGGUGGUUGGCAGUUUUCCCCGGUAUUGCCAUCUCCGUCGUGGUGUUUUCGAUCAACUUCCUUGGCGACGCGCUGCGCGACGUGCUCGACCCCCGUUUGCGCGGGCGGUAA
Molecule: messenger RNA, 762 nt
Organism: Geodia barretti
Lineage: Eukaryota; Metazoa; Porifera; Demospongiae; Tetractinellida; Geodiidae
Source: the annotation of a GenBank genome assembly